Molecule: messenger RNA, 1948 nt
Organism: Ciona intestinalis (vase tunicate)
Lineage: Eukaryota; Metazoa; Chordata; Ascidiacea; Phlebobranchia; Cionidae
Source: RefSeq, a predicted model, not a curated record
UAAAACGCCACAUGCCCAGUUAUUAGAGCUUAGCUAUCUUGUUUGCUUUGUAUACUAUAUACCAGGAAUACUCUGGUGCAUUCGAUCUAACAGUCUGAUGAAAGAACAACAACAACAAAGUACUGUAAUGAUGAAAGGAAUGGCAACGAAGAUGGCAACUUGGAAAGUUUUGUUCUGGUGCAUUUUUAUCAUUGAUCUAUUCUGUUGCAAUGGAGAAAAAAAGUGUCCUCAGUUAAAAAAUCCAGCCAAUGGCUUGGUUUCUGUUAAUAACAGCAAGGUUUUAAGUGAUUGGUCAUCGGGUGCCAUCGCAAAAUAUUACUGUGAAGAGGAAUUUAUGCUAAUUCCGAAUGUUCCUGUUCGAUCCUGUUUUCAAGGAAAAUGGUCUGGACAAACACCCAAAUGUGUGUCACAUACUCGUAUGUGUCGGCCUCCUGAACAAAUCAAUGCUGGAUCAUUCUAUCCUGUUCAACUUUAUUAUUCUGUUGGAAGUUUGGUGACUUAUCGCUGUAAUGUCGUUCAAGAUGGAACCAAAGUUACGACUGCCACAGUUUGCAUGGACAACUUGAAAUGGUCAAAUAAACCGCCUGUUUGUUUUAUCGAAUCAACCUUGCCAGUCUUAAAUUUCUGUUCAAAACCUCCAGCUUUGGAAAACGGAGAAAUAUUUUGCUGUCUUCCCAAUGCAGAAUCCACAGGUCGAUGCUGCCCAACAGGCAGUUCCGUCCAAUUUUCAUGCGAUAUUGGUUAUAAGUUGGUUAGCAAUAAACCAGAGUGGACAUGUAAUGCAAUCGGUCAUUGGAAUGAAGACGUAACAACAUAUUCAAAUUUUCCUAGAUGCGUUACUGAUGAAUUUACCUCACCGCCCAAAUUAAAUGUUGUUUCAUAUAAUGAUGAAAUGGUUCAUACUGUACUUGGAGUAUCUGCAGGAGUACUCUGCUUGUUGCUGAUUGUUAUAACUUUGGCAUUUUGCCGGCCACGCUUGAAAAACAUCAAGUUUAGAUCACAUGAUAUGAGAGAGGAUCAGAAUGCCUUGCUAAUAAAUGGCCAAAGAAUAUCUUUACCAACCUAUGCAGAGGCAACCACAUGUCAGCAGAUAGUAUGUGGCCAACAAGAAAAUAUAGAAAUUUUAAAUUCACUUUCUCCACCAUCCAUGGACAAUAUUGAAAGUACACAACCUGAAGCAAAUAAUGGAAGUAGUGAAGCUGCGUCUACAGCAGUGUACAAUACUGACAAUCAAAUUCAAAACCUGAGCCUUUCAGACAUUGAUUCAGAAAAUGGUCACCAAGCGAAUCAUUCUGUCGGUGAAACGCUUCAAUCUAGAGAUGCUGUGCAAAAUAUGUAUUUAGCAGAAGUCAAUACAUGUCAAUGUAGAGACAAUUACGAAUCUGAUCAUGAACCGCUGUUACUAACUACGUGUAAUCAACACAGCAGCAUGUUUAACUACCAUCAGUCAUGUGAGGCAAAUGUUAUUGUGCAUGGAAUUAUAAACCAUUCAAAAGAACCAGAGUUAAAUGAGAAUGAUGAAUAUCAAAUUUCACAGCAAUCUGACUUCCCAAGCUCAAAUAUUGAUAACUUCAACAUUAAUAUUGAUUCUGCUGGUGAUACCUCUUUCGUGGAACAUAAUGAACACUUUCUAACAGAUUCUACUACUGUAUAGUGUUGCGGUCGUUUGUACUUUUUUGUCGAAUUUAUUUACUAGAAAUCAAUUCAUGUUUAAUAGGCUCAUAUUUAUAAUGAACUUUAAUUGAAAUAUUGCGCAGUUAUUUUGAGAUUUUAAACUGCAUUUAUUUAAACUGAUAGUGUUAUUAUUUAUAUAAAUGAGAUGGCAUUUUACAUCACCCAAUUGCUUACAUAACAUACUUUUCUCAUCCAUUGGAAAAUAUGAUAUGUAUAAUACAAACUGAAGAUUUAGCUCAGUUGAUAAAAAAUAAACAAUGCUAAAUGUAAACUA